Owenia fusiformis is the source of this 2219-nucleotide messenger RNA. The record is from the annotation of a GenBank genome assembly. NCBI's taxonomy places the organism in Eukaryota, Metazoa, Annelida, Polychaeta, Sabellida, Oweniidae.
AUUUUUAUCUGCCAGCCCUUUCAGAUCAACAUUUUCUCAUUAGUAUUGAUUGGCUAUAUCUUCAGAAACAGGAACACUGUUUUCAGGAUAUGUUUCUGAAUAAUCAGUGCACGGGUGCUUGAAUGCAUAAAUCAAUUCAAAAUAAUGAUGACAGUUGAAGGUAUAAAAUGUUGUACCUGAAUUAACCAUGUAAGGGGAAGGGCAGCCUAUCAUAGGAUGAACGUAAAUAAAUCGACCCGGAACUGCACCAUCGAGGCUGUGUGAAGCAUAGCUAGAUUGGAGAACGAAGAACAUUAAGACGUAUACUCAAAUAUACUGGAAACUUAUAUGACAUAAGGUAGUAACUAAGCAAUAAUACAUCAUAAUGGCGAGGUACAGGACGGAGUUGACGAUCCCCAUACACAAGACAGACCUCACGUUUGCCGAACGCCAAAAGAACCUUUGGGGCGAUAUGGAAGCAGAAAUGGAGCGCAGACGACAGGAGUGGGAGGGGGAAAUCGAUCGUAUGCGUCAAAGUUUCUUCAAAUUGAAACCAUACGAGGCUAUGCGAGGCAGUAAGGAGAACCUUAUUGAUCUAACUGAAAAGAAAAAUCAGCAAUCCGUCUUUGUUGAUGAUAAAGAAGGGAAUCCACAAUUCAAGGUCAGAUUUGAUGUGGCUGGUUUUAAACCUGAAGAAAUAAACGUCCGUACACAAGAUAAGAAACUAAUGGUUACGGCCAAGCAUGAAGAGACCGUUGAAGGCAGCCAAACGAUCAAACAAUUUUCCAGACAGGUUGAUAUCCCAUCUAACGUAGAGGCAACCGAUUUAAGUUCAGUAUUGACUAAUGAUGGGGUCCUAAUCAUCCAAGCACCACUCCCUGCUCCUGGUUACGCUAAACUCCAAAUCUCGACUCCAACUAAGCGUCUUCCAACUGGGGGCCCGGUCUACGUUGACGCAGAUGGCAUAAGGAAACUGCGUAUCGUUGUGGACGUUGGUAAAGAUUUUAAUCCAGAAGACGUCACUGUUAAAACUGUUGACACGAAGCUUCUCGUCAGCGCAUCCAAAGAGGAGAAAUCCGCUAAUAGAACCAUGCAAAGGACAUUUAACAAGGAGUAUGAUAUGCCAGAGAGCGUCGAUCCAUUCACAAUUAAUGCGUUCUUGGAUGAUGACGGCAAGCUAACAGUUGAGGCUCCGCUGACGACAUACGCUACUCCUUCUCCUUCGCCCACUACCCCCACCCAGAAAAUCAACAUCUCUGUGAGGAAGUUUCCCUUGUCCCCAUAAGACGCAGUGGAUCAAUGGUGUCAAAAAUCAAAUUGUAUAUCACUUCAGUUUUUAAAUAAUUAAUUAGAGAUCAAUCAGACAUAAUUUGAGAAGGUGUGUGUUUCACAUUCAAAAAGGCAUAUAAAGACAUUGGUCAUUUGAAAUUUCAAUUUGGGAUUCAACACACCAGCGAACACACAUGGAUACAAAAUAUGCAAAUAGUAGCUGCGAAUAUGUUGGAAAGAUUCCCAAAUAACAACUUAUCAGUUAUAAAUAUUUACCAAUGUUAACGACUUGUGAAAACGAAUCGAAGUAGUUGUUAAUUGUUGAAGUUAUGGCAUGGCAUUUACAAUUAUAUAUUAUAAUAUUUCAUCAAAUCUAAACCUACUAUGAUAACGUGAACUAUAUUAGAUAACGUGAACUUGGACAAUGUUGUUUUAAGGGCUAGGUUUGUAGCCUUUCUAGCUAGGUCAUGUCAUAAUUUAUGCUUAUAAUAUGUUCUUUAUACUCAUUAAAAUCAAAAAUAUUUUCCAAACGAUUUUUAUGUUUCAAUGAGUGAUGGGUGAUAUAUCCGAAUAUAAGGGUCUUUCAAAAGGUUUUGCACCGAAUCUCCUCAAGAGAAGGUAUGUUUUUUUUAUUCUACAAAGAUACAGAUACAGUUUUAUACUUCCUCCAUGCUUAUUUGAGUCAGGACCUUUACUUCAUGAGAUACAUUAUUUGUAAAAUAGUACUUAUAUAAGAUCUCUUAUAUAUUAUGAAACCUUGACAGUGUAAGGAUAUAAGGUUGUGCGAUCUACCUACUAAUAUAGUUGGUUCUAGGAGAUAUUUGUCAAGAACUUUUUGAACGACCCUAAUAAUUUUCUCAAUUCUUAUUGCUUAAACAGCCGCUUGGCUCAUGAUGUCCCUUAUUGUCACUCACAUUUGAUAACUUUAAAAGUGAUAUGAAGAAACAAAAUGGGCUGCCAUUUUGAAUUCA